UUCAAAUGGUUUAACAGUUCUUUCAUCACACCUGCCUCUGCUCCACGGACAAACGUCGCUGCAAUGAGAACCUCCAACAUACUUCCUGUUGUAAAUCUAAUUUUCAUCACAUCAUUUCCAGAUCUUCAGGCAGAAACACUCAAAGCGACUGGAUAUGUUGGCAAAGAGGUCAUUUUGAAAUGCCAGUUAGCCUCAGGAUCAGAAAACAUUACUCAGGUUCAGUGGGAAUUUGAGUCCACGAUUAUCCUUGUUUUCAACACCCAGCAUGGAAUGAGUAUAAAAGAUUCUCAACUAAAGGAAAGAUUGAAUCUUACAGAACAGUCACUGAAGAUUAGAGAUGUGAAAAUCACAGAUUCAGGGACUUACACCUGCACUGUAACCACAUACCCCAGUGGAUCACUUGAAGAAACCAUCAAACUUGUUGUUGUUACUGGUGAGCCUGCCCCAGAACAAAACCAGCAGAUACAGAUGUCUGCAGGGAUACUUUGUGCGAUAAUCAUCUCUGCUGUGCUGCUUUUAGGGAUCCUGACGGCUGCAGCUUACCUUACCUUCGUCAGAAGGAAGUGCUGUACGCUGAUGUGAGGCCUAAGUGAACCAGAAAUUCAGGAUCUUCACUGACUAAAAUACCAAGAGUAUCUGCAAAACCUGAGGAAGUCACCUAAGGGGAUGUCAAGGUUUAUCAUCAGAGGCCCAACUUAAAAACAGUUUAGUGUUUAGUGAAUGUUGUACAGAACAGAUUUGCUGCAACAGAGCUGGUUUUAUGAAAAAAAUAAAAUCAUCUCCAGCUCUCUGGUCGUUCUGCACACGCUAUUGACAAACUCAAUCAAACUUCCAGCUAAAUGAUAAUAUCAGCAUUUCAGCAUGUCUAUAACUUGUGAUUGCUGCUUGCCAAAAUGUUUUCCAUUUUCAAUUGUUUUCAUUUAUGGUUUUUUUGAACUAGGCAGGGGACCUUGUGUUUAUGUGAGCUUGUGAAACAGCAUUUUCAUGAUUAUCAGAUGUGUGUAGUUUUUGUAUCAUAUCUAACAAAACUGUUCAUAUCCCUUGAUUAUUUUCACAUGACAAAUCAAAUGUUACUCUUUGUAUUGGGAUUUAAUGUGAUACAGCAACAAAAACUAACAUCAUUUUGAAAGGGAAUUAAAAUAAUAAUUUUUCACCAAACAAAAACUUGUCUUAAAAACUAUAUUCAGCCCCUUUUACUCUGGUGGCCUUGAAUAAAAUCCAAUGAAAACAAUUUUCCUCACAAGUUUCUCAAUCAGUUAAUUGACCUGGAUAAUUAAACCUUUAUUUGAUUAUAAACUCAGCCAUUGUGAGAAGGUAUCAGAGAUCCACAGCUCAGUCAUUACAAGAAAACCAUCAGUUGCAAAUCUGACUUUGAGCAAGA
Messenger RNA from Xiphophorus couchianus (Monterrey platyfish), 1381 nucleotides. RefSeq names its product T-cell immunoreceptor with Ig and ITIM domains-like. The coding region runs from base 64 to 582 and encodes 172 amino acids. Gene Ontology annotation, molecular function: signaling receptor binding. Gene Ontology annotation, cellular component: cell surface. The transcript is spliced from 5 exons. NCBI's taxonomy places the organism in Eukaryota, Metazoa, Chordata, Actinopteri, Cyprinodontiformes, Poeciliidae. The record is from RefSeq and is a predicted model, not a curated record. Gene Ontology annotation, biological process: positive regulation of interleukin-10 production; negative regulation of T cell activation; negative regulation of interleukin-12 production.